AUGCGCGCGCCGCGCGGGGGCGGCAGAGAGAUCACUACAAACAUGGCAGCCGCAGAGCAUGUGGAUGAGGGAGACACAGAAGACGACGCACGGCGUUCAACAGAAGUCGACGACGGACACCCGUGGUCAUACCUGGAAAGUAUGUUCAGCUACCUCUGGAUGGAGGCAAAUUCCUACCGAAUGAAGUGCAUGUUAUGCCUUCCGAAGUGCCACGACAUAAAGGCCUUCAAAAACUCCCCGUCCAACCUCAAAAAACACAUCGAAAAAGCACAUCCACAACAUCUAAAGAAAUAUGAGCAGCUGACCUCACAAAAAAGAAAGAGGGCUUCGGAAGCUGGGAAGGUGCAAAUGUUUCAUCCAGUUGAGCUCACUUUCCUAAAAGAGUACUACACCACCAUGAGCCCUGUUGCCCAGUCCAUCAACAUCCUCCAAGGAGAAGUGGAAGUCCAGAUGGGAUGGCUUCUUCCGACUAUUUCCUUGCUGAGCAGCAAACUGGAAAAAAUAAAGAUUGCACUGAAGCACUGCAAGCCGCUGGUUGAAGCCAUUCAAGUGGGCAUCCAGAACCGUUUUGGUGAAAUGUCAAGAGACCCUGAAUUGGUUGCUGCAGUGAUUCUCAUCCCAAAAUUCAAAACGGCCUGGAUCAAAGAUGAUGCUACACUGAAAAUCGGGUUGGACUACAUCAGGGAGCAGUUGGAGGAUCCUUCUAUUUCAGCAGAGGCUGGAUCUGGCUCAUCUGAUGAGGGAGACUUCUUCCACAUCCUGAAAAGUUCCCACAAAACACCAAGCGCCACCAAGCAGCUUGAUUCGUAUCUGGCCUACUCAACAGACGACAUCAAGAUUCUCAAGACGUUUCCUGUGGUUCUCAAGUUGUCUGUCAAACUCAACACACCUCUGCCUGCUUCUGCAGUUUGCGAAAGGCUGUUCAGCAUAGCAGGUCUCAUCUUCAGCCCAAAAAGAGCACGGCUAGCUGCAGACACUUUUGAAAAUCAGCUUCUGCUGAGGAUGAACCGCAAGUUCAACUUCUCCACUUGAACCAGAAAGUUUGUUUGUGUGGUGUUACUGUGCCUCAGCUCAUGAGGAUUCCCCCAACAUAGUUAAAAAGUGGUUCUUAUGUUAAAGACAUUGUUUAUUUUUGAGUGGUAUUCUAUACCACAUUUCAUUCACCUGAAAAAGUGAAAUAAAAAACAAGGGGAGAAUAAU
Molecule: messenger RNA, 1200 nt
Organism: Pleuronectes platessa (European plaice)
Lineage: Eukaryota; Metazoa; Chordata; Actinopteri; Pleuronectiformes; Pleuronectidae
Exons: 4
Coding region: 1-1032 (343 amino acids)
Molecular function (GO): DNA binding
Source: RefSeq, a predicted model, not a curated record